AGGGCUAGGGGGGCGGCUGGAGUGAGCCAGGCCCACAGCCCAGCCAGCGUCCCAAGGCGCAGCAAGAGGAGGAAGAGCAUUGCCAUUGCCUAUGAGUCUGGGCAGGGGGAUGAUGCUGAGCAGGGCAUGUCUGCGCCCCAGGGGCCACACUGGGAGCCAAGGAACUGGAGGCAGCAGCUGGAGAACAUCCAGGAGAUGAGGAGGAGCAGAGAUGCUCCUGUGGAUGAGAUGGGAGUGCAGAAAUGCUUCGACAGCAGUGCAGCCCCACAGGUGAUGCGCUACCAGGUUCUGCUGGCACUGAUGCUCUCCAGCCAGACCAAGGACCAGGUGACCUCAGCUGCCAUGCUGCGCCUGCGACACCAUGGCCUCACUGUUGACAGCAUCCUGCAGCUGGAUGAUGCAGCUCUUGGGCAGAUGAUUUACCCUGUAGGAUUCUGGAGGAACAAAGUGAAGUACAUCAAGCAGACAACAGCCAUCCUGAAGCAGAAGUAUGGGGGUGACAUCCCAAGGACUGUGGAGGAGCUGGUGCAGCUGCCAGGAGUUGGGCCCAAAAUGGCUCACCUGGCCAUGAACAUUGCCUGGGACAGUGUGUCUGGGAUAGCUGUGGACACCCAUGUGCACAGGAUCACCAACAGGCUGGGGUGGGUGAGGAAGGAGACCAGACACCCUGAGGAGACUCGGCUGGCACUGCAGGACUGGCUGCCCAGGGAUCUCUGGAGGGAGAUCAACUGCCUCUUGGUGGGCUUUGGGCAGCAGACCUGCCUGCCCGUGAGCCCUCGUUGUGCCCAGUGCCUCAAUCAAGACAUUUGCCCUGCUGCUAAGAGACACUGAGGCAGCAGCUGCUCUUGGUGGAGCAACCGAGCUGUGGGACACUGAGGGAUCAUCAGCUCUUCAUGGCUCAAGGAAGCUGCCUCUGCUCAGCGGCAGACCAGGGCUGAGCCCUGCUGAAGCCACACUUCCCAUGGAGCUGGCUGUGUGACUGCAGGGCACAGGAACUGCUGCAGCCUCGCCAGGAAGGGAGCAGCUGCUGGCAGGGGCUGAGAUCUUGAGAGCAGAAAAGAGGCUUUCAAAGUGCAGUGAGAAAGGCUCCAGCCCCCUUCCCUGAAUGCCUCAGCACAUCCAGCAGAGCAGCCACAACGUUGGGAGGAGCUGCAGAGAAAUGCUUUGUCCUAGGAGACCUCCUGCUGCUGCUGCUUGUAAAUACACAUCCA
Messenger RNA from Indicator indicator, 1211 nucleotides. RefSeq names its product nth like DNA glycosylase 1 (gene NTHL1). Lineage: Eukaryota; Metazoa; Chordata; Aves; Piciformes; Indicatoridae. The record is from RefSeq and is a predicted model, not a curated record. The transcript is spliced from 6 exons. Gene Ontology annotation, molecular function: DNA-(apurinic or apyrimidinic site) endonuclease activity; DNA binding; oxidized pyrimidine nucleobase lesion DNA N-glycosylase activity. Bases 127 to 831 code for a protein of 234 amino acids. Gene Ontology annotation, cellular component: nucleus. Gene Ontology annotation, biological process: nucleotide-excision repair; base-excision repair, AP site formation; base-excision repair.